Molecule: messenger RNA, 4447 nt
Organism: Labrus bergylta (ballan wrasse)
Lineage: Eukaryota; Metazoa; Chordata; Actinopteri; Labriformes; Labridae
Source: RefSeq, a predicted model, not a curated record
GCCUUACUAUGGUCACAUGACCGUGUCACCUGACCUGUACACGGCCAAUAGUCGAAUGAUGAUGUCACCUGAUGGCUAUGCACCCAACGGCUACCUGGCCAGAUCAAACGACCAGCAUCCGGGUAACAGCUACCUACCCAGCGUCUCCUACAGCUUAGAUCACCUGGACAGACUGGAUUACCAGCAGGCUCCAGAAAUGUUGCCCUACCAGCCCAGCUCAGAGAGCUGUCUGAUUGGCUGCUACAACACGGAGGAGAUGGAGUCCAAUCAUUUCCAAAGACAGUCGGAGUAUUGCCCUCCGUGGCGGUCAGAUCGUCAUCUUGGAUACCUUCCUCUCAGUGAGCUCGACAGCGGGCUGGGAUGUGGUCCGGACAGCCCGAACCACCGGAUGCUGCUUUCUGAGGCCGAGACGGACGCCAUGUCGUCGCUGCCGGGUCACACCCCUUCCUCCCAAGGCUCCUCCUCUUCCUCCGAGUCUCUGAUCUCCUCUGAACCCAGCGACUCAGGCUUCCACAGCGUCAGCACGGGCGAGCACAGACGACUGCACAAGAUUCACGGGAACCACGCCCAUCGACAAACUCACCACCUUCGAUCAGGCCACUCCCCCAGAGAGCAGAGAGGACGCUGGGAUUUGGAGUCCAUCCCCGAGACGACUCCAAUGACUCACUCCGGCACACCACAGGCUUCCCGCUGCACUGUGGGUAACAGCACGACUACAACAGUUCACUUUCACAGAGCGGAGAGGAGUCCCACCUUACCUCGCCACCGCUCGCCUCCAUCUCCUUCUGUCGGUUGUCGUACUGAACCGUGCCAGCGGAGGGCGCUGUGGUUGGAGCAGCAACAAGGAGGAGGAAGGACAACAGAGGCUCCAGGGAGAAGUCGAACAAUAACAGAUCUGAGUGAAGGUCAACGGCGUCGCAGGGCCAGUCAUCCCAACACGACGGAUCCAAACACGCAACAAAACAGCCUUCAAACCAGCCAACCGGGGAACGCCAACGGCACGCCGGGGCCGAGGAGCAGGGCCAGUUAUCCCAGUAACUGCCACUCCACCAGUCACCUCAGUUUGGAUAGAACCAGUCUGACCAAUCAGCAGAACUCACUGAGGAGCAGCAGAGGUUCAACCCGCAGCCGGGAGGACGACUCGCUGUCUAAGAGUCCGGGUUCUGGUUCAAGCGGGACAUCGGACUGGCGUGGCAUUCAGACUCUCGGGAAUCGAACCAGCAAUCCCAAAGGUCCGUCUGGUCCUCUGUACAGCACGCUCGGAGCCCCGCAGUGCAGCCCUCGCUCUCCACCUUCCCCCCGCUCCAGACUGUCCAAUCCAAAGUCCGUCAGAAACCAGCUGCUCAGAGCCAGAGCUUACCGGCUGGCCAGGGAACGCAGCGAGGUGACGACAGACGAAGAGGUCCGAGGCGGGGACAGGGGGGGCGGAGAGGAUGGGGACGAAGGCAGAUGGGCGGGGCGGUACUGGAACCGGACCGAGAGGAGACGACAUCUGGCGCUGUCAAGGCAACACAGAGAGAGGAGGGUAGGAGGAGAAGAGCACGGCGGGGGGCUUCAGGGGGCGCUGUCUUCUCAGACGGUGCUGGAGCUGAGUCACAUGAAACAAAACCGACUGAGGAACAGCAAGCUGCUCGAUGAUUGGACGACGGUGGAGGAGCUGCUGACUCAUGGGACCCGGGUGGAGAGUGACAACCAGCUGUGUCCCAGUCCUCUGUUAUCGGUUACUACUGUCUGAUGGAGACCUCCGACAUACAGCAACACUUCUUCACACACCAAUCAAACAGCUCGAGGAGUAUAUGACCAACAGAAAUACUGAAAAAGUGUCCAGAGCUACAGAGAGGUUCAAAUCCUACCCAUGAUGAACAACAGUUCAGUCCGAGGAGACCCUCUUAUCAAACCCUGACUAUAAGGAGAUCCUGCAGGUUUGUACACUACAGACAGCCUCCGAAUCUGCUGUGGUUACAGACUCAGAAUGACUGGUCGGCUUCUUCACACACCAGACGGCCUGCGAGCUGUUGGAAACAUCACACAUCGCUUGUGUUGCCUUGUGACAAAGUGUCUCCAUUUUCCUUUUUUUUGGUUUAACUGAAAACUCUUGGAAAAUUAUGAAACAGGAAUUCUGCACCUUAAUAAUCAAACUCUAAAAAUCAAAACUGCUGUGACAAUUUGGGAAAUACUGAUUGACUUCCUGGUUGAUCGUAAAUGAGAAGGCUCUCACAUCUGUUUCUUCAAUAUGAAGCUCGACCCCGAACAACAAGGUUAAAAAAAAAAGUAGCUUGGCUUGAGUCUGUGGAAAUAGUUCAGCAUGAAAUUACCCUUCAAAGUAAAACUAUUAAACGUGUUCAGGCAAAAAGCAAAACGGUUUUUCAUCUAAAUCCAAUGUAAGCUCAAAUCAAGCCGGGUCCCAUGACAUGAAAAAAAGCAAACAACGAUCGAUUUUUCAACUUGCACAAAAAAAUCCACCUAAGCAUUGAUUUCCUGAAAUGGGGGUUAUCAGGGUUAAAUGUCACGUUUAAUUUUGAUCAAACUGUUCAAUUCAGUUUUGUUAAAAAUCUGAACAUUUUUGUUUAUUUUCAUAUUCUGUUCAAAUGUGAAGGAGACAACGAGUGUUCAGGUCAGUCAGACUUUUCAACUCAGUAUAAAAGGGAAUCUGUGUGUGUGUGUGUGUGAUGAUAGAAAGUUUGAUACUAACCUGUCAGUAGUGUUUAGCCAAAGAUUUCUUGUCCUUUGUGUUUCCUGAACAAGAUGAACUCUGUAAUGUAAAAGUAUAUUUUCGAACCAUAUUUUACAUUUUUAUGUAUUUUAUUGAUUUGAACGCCCUGCUCUGCUCGUGUGUGUCCCUGUGUGCAGAAACGAGCUCUCUUACAGUCCGAACCUAGCAUUCUAACUCCUGAUUAGCACCGAGCUGCUCUGAAGUCUGUUGUGUUAAAGGUUAAUAAAAUGACCACGCUCAUGCUGGUUAUAGAGCACGUUACACGCUGAUCAAGAUAACUGUGUUAGCAUGCAGUUCGUCUGAGGCCGAGCGAAAGUCUUUCAACUCUUCUGGCUGAGGAUUCUUAAAAAAGGGAAAUAUGUUUUUAAGAAAAUCAAAACUGUGACUCGACUUCUGAUCCUCACCGAUCACAUUCACUUGUAACGCAAGAGAAUGGCAAAGUCUAGUUAGCGACGUUAGCACCAGCGCUAGUUUGGUUACGUCUGCCAUCACACUAAUCUCAUGUCAACAAAAGUGACGGCGCCGCACGAUGACGUCACACGGAGGAGAAACCGACGCACAGCAUGACGUCUACACAGAAACACCCUAAACUCAGUUUCUGAACAUCUUCACCCUGGAAGGAGUUUUACUGAAGGAGAGUCACUCAUCACAAGAUCCACACGACGACAUAAACACUCAUCAAAACACAGAAAAAACACACACUCAUAAAGUAUUUUCUCUAAGCUAAGCUAAGCUAACCUGCUAACGUGAUAGCUUACCUUGAAAGAAUUCUGAAUAUAAAAUGUGGGUUACAUUUCUGUCCUAACUUCUAUUAAAGUUAUUAGAAUAAUAAUUGAAAGAAAAACUAAGCAGCUUCUGGGUUCAUGUUCUCCUGGUUUGGUGGAUCUGGUCCUGGUUUGGUGGAUCUGGUCCAGGUUUGGUGGAUCUGGUCCUGGUUUGGUGAAUCUGGUCCAGGUUUGGUGGAUCUGGUCCAGGUUUGGUGAAUCUGGUCCAGGUUUGGUGGAUCUGGUCCAGGUUUGGUGGAUCUGGUCCAGGUUUGGUGGAUCUGGUCCUGGUUUGGUGGAUCUGGUCCAGGUUUGGUGGAUCUGGUCCUGGUUUGGUGGAUCUGGUCCAGGUUUGGUGGAUCUGGUCCUGGUUUGGUGGAUCUGGUCCUGGUUGGGCUGUGUGCAAUAAUCAAACUCUGACCUGCAGUCUGUGUCCGUCAGCUCUGUCCUGUGCUCAGGUCUGUAUGAUGUCAUGAUGUCAUGAUGUCAUGAUGAGAGGCGAGGGACGCUUGGAUGUUUUUUUUUUGAGUGUUUUCACGCACCCUGUGACCUCACAAAUGUACGUGACGUUUGGAUCGUGAUGUCCAUGAAGCUGUCGGGCCGAGCGGCAGUCGGAGAGAUGUUUGUAAGGUGAUGUCAGUAAACUGUGAAAAUCCAAACAGCCUGUUGUGACUUUAACUUUCUGUUUCCAGGUUUACUCCCGGCACGUUUUUAAAGUCCUUUUUGUCUUAGAAAAAAUAAAACUAAUUAACAAAAUGAAAGAGGACAGCAGGGAGAAGUGGGGGAGGGGGGUGAGACAUAACCUCUAGGCUAUUAUACACCGCUACUCCAAUCAUUCUGUCUUUUACAACCUACAGGACGUAAACAAACUAGAGCUGUUACCGAUUACAUUUAAUCAAGAUUAGUCGCAUGUUUGACAUUCCAAUUAUUUUGCAUUUCAAAAUAAAACUUGUUAGGUGUUUAUUUUGAA